Molecule: messenger RNA, 9659 nt
Organism: Ctenopharyngodon idella (grass carp)
Lineage: Eukaryota; Metazoa; Chordata; Actinopteri; Cypriniformes; Xenocyprididae
Product: rho GTPase-activating protein 21
Exons: 26
Coding region: 435-6368 (1977 amino acids)
Biological process (GO): signal transduction
Molecular function (GO): protein binding; phospholipid binding
Source: RefSeq, a predicted model, not a curated record
CUGUCGCGCCGCCAACUGGAAGUAACCAAGAUCAAACUGUUCGCGUUCAAAUCGUUGAUACAUACGUGCGCUGCGUUUUAAACGCUAUAGUCAUUCUUCGCGUCCGUAUCAGCAAGAUUCUGUGAUUUCUGUGUGUUUUUCUUUCAUUAUGAAGCUGCUUAUUUGGCUGUGGAUUACUGUGUUAAGAAUCUCUUGUCGAUAAAUUGAAAAUCGAUUUCAACGCAUCGGAUAUUUGGAUAUUAUUUGAGUGUUUGGCAGAGAAACGAUGCAUUAUGAUUCAUGGUCAUCUAAUAACUGGAACAGGACCUCAAAUUGGACGGGCAUGAAGAGAUCGGAUGGUGUGGAUUAGAUCAUUGGGAAUAUAGCACUUUGAUUUCUCUCAUCUCAAUGUUGGGCUCCAGAGGACCUCUGCCUUUGUGCUCUGAAAUGAAAUAAUGGCGACGCGUUGGGCUGCGUCAACGCACCACGAUGAGAAGACAAAUCCAGCAGCGUCGUCAGUUUGCGAGGCCAAACAGAAGGAUGGUUGUGAGCGCAGCGAGGCAUCAGCUUUGUCUCCGGCUGCUGAAGAGGAGCCCUUCUCAUGGCCAGGGCCUAAAACAUUGCACCUACGCCGCACCUCUCACGGCUUUGGCUUCACGCUCCGUCACUUUAUUGUGUACCCGCCCGAGUCAGCCGUGCAGUCCUCUCUCAAGGAUGAAGACAAUAGCAGCAGAGGGAGACAGCGGAACAGACUGGAGCCGAUGGACACCAUCUUUGUCAAGCAGGUGAAAGAGGGCGGUCCCGCACACGGAGCUGGACUCUGCACAGGGGAUCGCAUUGUAAAAGUCAACGGAGAAAGCAUCAUCGGAAAGACGUAUUCCCAAGUAAUCGCCCUUAUCCAGAACAGUGACACAUCUCUGGAGCUCUGCGUGAUGCCAAAAGAUGAAGACAUUUUACAGCUGUUCUCCAGGGAUAUCACAGCUCUGGCCUAUUCUCAAGAUGCAUACCUCAAAGGAAAUGAGGCAUAUAGUGGAAAUGCCCAGAAUAUCCCCGAGCCGCCCCCAAUAUGUUACCCACGGAUAGAGCCCAAUGCCUUGGCCAUGGCACAGGUGUCAGAGCCAUCACGCUCUGCCGAGACAUCAUGUGGAACCAGACAAGGAGUAAAUCGAUGCCACAAGCCUGACAUAGGCUGCCGCAUUGAUAACCCUUUAUCUCCCCCUAUCCCAUCUCAAACCUCUCAGGUCCCCACGACCCAAACUGUUGUGCGUGUAUUUAAUGAGAAUUUUAGGACAAUGGUAGCAUCACCUGAAUCUACAGAUCAAACUUCACAUGUGGCCUGGGCUGGUCCCUGCCACAGGACGGAGGAGAACCAGAAUGCGGCCUCAACAGACCCAAACUUUAACAGGUCCAGGGCCCAUGCCACGUCAUCUCCAAUUGGGGCAGCACAAUCACAGCACAAGCCCAGCAGAACUGCAGAGCUCACUGGGUUCUCCGACACUACCCCCAGAACUGCAAAGACUUCCAUAGACACUAAGCCUGUAACUUCCCACAGACAUACCUUAACCACAACAGCAGAAACCAUCCCAUCAGCCACCUCUCCCACCCCUUACACACCAUCUCCUCCACCAGCCACCCCCUCCCCCUGCUCCCCCCACCAGAACAUUGACUGGAGGAACUACACCACCUACAAGGAGUAUAUUGACAACAAACGGCUCUACAUGUAUGGCUCCCGGACUAUUCAGGAACGUCUGGACAGUCUGCGAGCCGCGUCCCCAUCCAGCACAGGUGAAUACAGCAAGCAGAAGAGCGCAUCAACAACAGCUACACCCUCACGGGGCUUUUCUGGAUCACAGCUGAGACGGAGGAGCGCCUCUCAUGAUCGGAGUUAUCAGGUAUCCACUGUGCUGCCUCUACGUAGCGCUUCUCAGGAGAGGCUUGGUGGUGCAGAACGGACUGCUCUAGCACAGAAUUGGCCUCGCAGUGCUUCCCAGGAUGCAAUCCCGUCGGCCCCCACAGGUAUCCUGAAACCGAGAGCAUAUUCUUGUGACUAUCUGGGCAGACAGAAUGAAAAUGCAACUUCCAUGUUGGACAGGCAGGCAUGCUGCAGAACUGAGACAGAGGAAUGGUUACUCAUGCACAGAGGGGACGAGGCAAGAGCAAGCAGGCAGUCUUCUUCCUUGCGCAUGGCACCUCACAGAACACAGGGUGUAUUUAGCUCAGACAGACGAGGGGGCAGUUACCCAGGGUUGCCUAACACCCCUCUCUUCAGUAGAGGUACGGAUUCAUUGCUUACCUCCAGAGCUGAAAGCCUGGGUAACACCUCUGCACCUUCCGUAAACAGACCCUCACUGCUACCUGCCAAGAAUUAUGUUUCAGACCCUUCCACCGCUGCUGCUUCUUAUAUAGCUUCUGCCCUCGCCUCAAUACAAGGCCACAUCACUGGUAGUUCCAACACAGGCGCCAUCAAAGACCAAAGAACACCGCUCACUGCCAACCACAUGCCCCACAAUGCAAAGCAGUUACAGCCUAGGGGGCGGGCUGACAGCCUUCAGGAGCCUUUCAGAGAGGUAGCCCGUGGAGGUCGCUCUUCUUCUUGUUCUGCCGCCACUAAACCCAACAGAACAAAGCAAGGUGGAUCCAAGCCCAUACUGACCAGUAACGGAACAGUUCCUCAGAAGCCUAGGUACAUAGAAUCACAACCACAAGCCAAUGAGAAGGAGGUGGAAGGUAUCGAGGGUCAAGAUGCCACUGUAGUUGUGGUUCGGAGGGAGAAGUCUGGAUCUCAACCUAUCCGCCACCCUUCCUACAUUCUGGCAGUGAAUGAGACAGAGGGAGGGCCUGAACCACCUGCAGUCUCUAACACAUGCUGGCUGCCUAACAAUACCCGGCGCGAAAUGCACAUGAGGAAACUAGAAGACCAGUGUAAGACCUCCUUUUCAAGCAACCUUGAUGACUCACUGGACUCCAUUCCCUUCAUUGAUGAGCCAUCAAUCUCCAGCAACGACCAUGACACCACACACAUUCCUGCAUCUGCCGUGAUUUCAAGCGCGCCUAUCAUUACCACCAUCCCACCCAGUCCAACUUCUUCUUCUCCCGUAAUACGCCGACAGCUGUCCCAUGACCAGGAUUCUUUACGACUCACAAUUCUGGAAUCAGAUUCUGGAGCUAAAACAGAGCGCUCCAGGUCCUUUGAUGAGGGCUUGGAUAAUUACAGAGAAGAAGGAAGAGGGCGGUCGAUUAAACACACCCAUGGAUUCAAGGGCCUUAGAAAGGCUGUUGACAGGUCUUCUGAGGACUCUGGCUCUAGGAGAGACUCUACUUCAGAUGUCUUCACUGAUGCCACAAAGGAGGGUCCACUUUAUUUCCGGCAGCUGAACUCAGAUAAGGGCAAGCGUGUUGGCAGUGGCAUACGGUCUUGGAAGCAGAUCUAUGCUGUGCUUCGUGGUCACUGCCUAUACCUGUACAAAGACAAGAGGGACGGACAAACCAACGCCAACUCCCAGAUCGAAGACGAGCCUCUGCCAAUCAGCAUCAAAGCCUGUCUGAUUGACAUCUCCUACAGUGACACAAAGCGGAAGAAUGUCCUUCGGCUGACAACGUCAGACUGUGAAUACCUGUUCCAGGCGGAAGAUCGAGAGGAAAUGCUGUCCUGGAUCCGAGUCAUUCAAGAAAAUGGCAACUUGGAUGAAGAGAAUGCGACUGUUACUAGCACAGACCUCAUCAACCGGAAAAUAAAGGAAUACAACACUCUGAUGAGUCCACCCAGCAGUAAGACAGAACCCUCACCCAAGGCCUCCCGUCAGUCCCUGAACAUCAGGCAGACAUUACGGGGUGGUAAGGGGGAGAAUAAAGCCACAAGCCCUCACUCACCAAAUAAGGACCACGACAGGAAAGCCAUGCACAAAGACGAAACCAGCCCACCCAAGGAUAAGGGCACAUGGAGGAAGGGCAUCCCUGGACUGAUGAGAAAGCCAUUUGAGAAGAAACCGUCUCCUGGAGUCACAUUUGGAGUAAGACUAGAUGACUGUCCUCCAGCUCAGAACAACAGAUUUGUUCCUCUGAUAGUUGAAGUGUGCUGUAAGCUGGUGGAAGAACGAGGACUGGAAUACACAGGCAUUUACAGAGUGCCAGGAAAUAAUGCCGCCAUUUCCAUCAUGCAGGAAGAGCUCAAUAACAAGGGCAUGGGUGACAUUGAUAUUCAGGAUGAUAAAUGGAAGGACUUGAAUGUGAUCAGCAGUUUACUCAAAUCCUUCUUCAGGAAACUUCCUGAACCCCUCUUCACUAACGAGAAGUAUGCAGACUUUAUUGAUGCCAACAGAAUAGAGGAUCCUGUAGAGAGACUCAAAGUGCUCAAGAGACUGCUUCACGAGCUGCCCGAUCAUCAUUAUGAAACACUGAAGUUCCUCUCGGCACAUCUCAAAACUGUGGCUGAAAAUUCAGAAAAGAACAAGAUGGAGCCACGGAAUCUGGCCAUCGUGUUCGGCCCAACACUAGUGAGAACAUCUGAAGACAAUAUGACUCACAUGGUGACACACAUGCCAGACCAGUACAAGAUUGUAGAAACGCUCAUACAGCAUUAUGACUGGUUCUUCACUGAGGAGGGGGACAAGGAGCCUUCGACUACAGUCCAGGAGGAGAGUGCUGUAGAGUCUCAGCCUUUGCCUAACAUCGACCACCUGCUGACCAACAUCGGCCGGACAGGCACCUCUCCCGGGGAAGUGUCAGAUUCACCAACCAGUGACUCUGCUAAAUCUAAGGGGUCCUGGGGAUCAGGGAAGGACCACUGCAGCCGCGAGUUUCUUCAGCCACGAGUCUCCUCCAUCUUUGCUGCGGCCAACCGCAAACGAAAGAAGCACAAGGAGAAGCUGCAACCCAGCAGCUCUGAUGACGACCUUGAUACCAUCUUCACCAAGAUGGAUAGCCCAACUCAAAAGCAGAAUCAUCAAAGCCAGGAGGAGUUGGCAGGCAGGUCCAGCCCGUGCAGAAAGUCACUUGUAGGAGACGACAAGAAUGGCUUAAGUGCAGAGUCCACCCCAAAGAACAAGAAGGAGCACAGGAACUCUUUCUUUAUGAAAGACAAACCCUCUUCAACUCUCUCCCCCUUGCCCAAGCUCUCAUGUUCACCCGGUUUCAACCGCCGCACCUCUGGUCCUCCCAAAUUAUCCCUUUCGGAUCCUUCUUCACAGUUAGAUGAGACCACCUCAGACUUGGGCACCAUGAGCUCUGGAGCCUCUGUACCCAGAACCAGACCUCGGAAAUGGGGCACAACAACACCACCGGCCCCUGAGCUAUUUCCAGUUUCUGGGGGGGCUUCAGUGACCGCAGAGGUUAGCUCUAUUACCUCAGACUACUCAACCACUUCCUCUACCACCUUCCUGACAGGAAUGGAAUCCAUCACAUUGAGCCCAGAGGUGCAAUCUGUGACUGAAAGCCGGGGAGGAGACGAAGCAGAUGACGAGCGCAGUGAGCUCAUCAGUGAGGGACGACCAAUGGAAACAGACAGCGAGAGUGACUUCCCAAUGUUUAGCCCUGUCAUUGCAGGACUAGACAUACCAACCACAGAAGAUGGUGGAAACAUCACACCCAAACUAGCUUGCCGCUUGCUGCCCUCCCAUAAACUGAUAGAAUGUGACUCUCUGUCCAGGAGGCGAUCCUUGCGUCAAAAGACGGACAGCGAUUCAUCUGCGGAGGCAGGGGCUGGUGGUGGGGUCAGCAAAAAUGAAUCAAAUAGACUGUCUCGAGUUCUGGAGGUGAUGAAGAGAGGCCGUUCCACCGGCAGCCUGAGCGCCCCAUUGCGUACUGAAUCGGAAAGAGUUGAGCCAGCAUGGCAUCUUAAAAUCACAGAGAGACUCAAGUUCCGUCUACGCGCCUCCGCUGAUGAUAUGUUCGGUGUCGGUACGCAGAAGGCUCGCUCUACAGAGAUGCGUGGUAAGAAAAAGGGCAUCCGGCGGCGGCAUACUAUGGGUGGCCAGCGGGAUUUCGCUGAACUAGAUGUCAUUCAUGACUGGAGGGAACAGGGCGGGGUGGACCAAGGUGCCGAACUGUCUGCGGUGGAGCGCCUUAAACCCAAGUGCGACUCUCAGGACAUGUCUAUUCGGGACUGGAUUGCUUGUGAGAACCGUCGAACUGGGGGUUCACAGGCCAGUCUAGAGAUGGAAAGUCAAGUAGGGAUAAAGGCAACAGAAGCGGGAGAGACCCAUGUAGGUGUGCAGAGUGCUGAGCAACUGAAUCCUUCUGCCUCUCCAUGUCCUCAGUCCAGCUCUGAACAAGUAAACGGAGGCACGUCAAAGGGCAAAUCCAAAAACAGCCUGAAUUCUGGAGAUGAUGCUCAUCCACAGAAAUUGUCAGGAGCCCAAGUGGUGCGCUCACGAUUCUACCAAUAUCUUUAAAAGAAAAGAAUCAUCUGCAUGUGUGUAAGUGUGUGUAAGCGUGUCAUAAUGUGUGUGUAAAGGCCUGUUCAAACCAAGAUGAAUAUUUGGUGUGAAAAUUCGGUGUGAUAAACAUUUUCAUUUGAAUGAACGGCAUCUGUUCAGACUGACACAAACUGCCAUUGCAUCUGUUCAGUCCGAUGUGAACAUUUGCAUGCUGUCAGUGCGACAGAAUUUUUCCAUGGGGGUUCUAAUCUCUUUUCCACGGCACUGCAAAGAAAACUGGCCAACCAUUAAGAUUUGCACUUUUGGUCACAUUUCAUAAAACUACGACUUGGUGGUGCUUACAAAGAGACUAUUUUCCUAAAUGGCAGUGAAUAGCAGAGGAAGAAUCCAAAACCAGGUCUCUAGUCUCUGUUCUCUUGUAUUUGAUGAUGUUUGAUAAGCAUACAAAUAUCUGAAUGGCUGUUUGAAAGCAUGUAAAUGCUGUUUGAUUUUCUUUCUUCGUGACAAGCGGGUGUCAGAUUCUGAAAGUUGUGCAGCGCUUUGUGUCAUUAAAAUCAUAAAAAGACCACAAUCUCGAUUCAAACACCCACACAGUCUUACAGCGAUUCGCCCGUGUCUAUUAAACCUUUGACAAAAAUAAUACCUGAACAUUUAAAUCUGUGUUUAUGCUGCCACGCUGAGCUAGAGAGAGCAGUUUUGAACCACACAGUAGGUAUUUCUGUGUUACAUAUAUUCAGAUUAUCACAGAGGUACUGAGAGAAAAGUUUAAAUUUAGGAUAUAAACACAUCAAAAUAGAGCAAACCAACUUUUGAAACUAACUUGGUGCUUCAAAUAACGAUUGUUUCAAUUACAUUUUAUGCCACUAGGUGGCGACAAGUGACUGUUAAAAAAUGUAUUUGUCAUUGAAUCAUUCAUUCAAAAGAUUAGUUCAAAAACACUAGGGCUGCACAAUUAAUCGGACGAUUAGGAAAAAAACAUUGAAAUCACGCUUAAACGAUUUGGCUUAGUGCGAUUAAUUUUUUUUUUUAUGCGCGGCUUGUCAAUGAACUAUGGCUCCAAAUGCUAAUCCAUCUGAAAGCACUGCAAGUUUGAAUCACUUAUAUCGUGCAUUUGAAAACGCAACACAUCUUUCCAGACAUGAGAAGCAUUUAUUAACAUCUUGUACAAGAAAAGACAACAUUUAAUAACAGUUUUUACUCCAAACUCACUUCAUAACGACAGUUGAGCGUCCUUCUGUGAGAUGAUGUGGCUUCUUACACAGAAUAAGGCAGUCUUGUGUAUUAGUCAUGUUUGAUCAGUCAAAACGUUUCAAUAUUCUGUUCAUUCAGCUACAGCGAUAGUAUGGCAUUUCCUGGAAUGACGCAUGUUCUACUUCAGCAGCAGGGCAUAUUUGCAGUUUCUGCGCAAGAGCGCCCUCUGGCAUUCAGAUGGAGAAGCAUUUACUACUGAUCACAGAGCCGUACAGCUCUGACGAGCUGCGCAUAAAAUAAUCGCAGCCUUUGCCAAAUCGCGUGCGAUAAAAUUGCGAUAAAUCGUGCAGCCCUAAAAAACACUGAUUCAUUCAGUAAUGAAACAAGUAUUUAUUAAUGAGUCACUGAUUUCAUUUGAAAACAUUUCUUUAUAAUUCAUUCAAAUUAAUUAAACAUUAGAGUCUAGCAAUUAAUAUUUUGUCAGAACCUCUAGUAAAUUACAUGUUAUUUUUUUUAGUUUUAUAUUCAGAAUCGUGGGAGAAUCGUGAUCUCUUUUUGAAAUUAAAAAAUCGUGAAUCUCAUUUUCUCCAGAAUCGUGCAGCUCUGUAACCUGGGUCACCAGGAUAUUUCUGCUUUUCUAUAAGCACCCCCUACUGUCAGAUUGGAUCUUCAUUUGACCUGCCAUUUUUACGUAUUGGUGUAUAAAGACAAAACGCAUGCAGAAAUCAAGAUGAAUUUUCAUGCCAAAUGUGCAUAGGUGUGAACAGGCCUUAAAAAUGAAUGAAUGAAUGUACUUAGAGCUAAGGUUACUCCACCUUUAUUUUCCGUCCCCCUGUCCUUUUUUAAACAAAAGUAUCUAUAAAUAUGAAUAUAUAUUAUAAAUAUAAAUUGUAUAUAUCUAAAUGUAUAGGCUUAUAAAAAAGUAACUGGAGUAAUUUUAACAAUUUUGAGUUAUCUGACUCAUUGUUUUUGGAUCAGUACUGGAGCUCUUUUCUUGAAAGCUAAGUAAUAUAUGCAUGACGGUGAAGUGGCCUGAUAUUCAGAGGCUGUACAAUACCAAUGUUUACCAACAGCCUCUGCUGCUGCGACAGCACAAUUUUUGGACAGACAUGCAUUUGCGAAACUGUUACUGAAGGAUACUGAUAUCAAACUAAAAGAAAAGGCAUCUUGUCCAAGGUUAGGACAAAAAAGAAAACUCCUGAUGUUACUCAUAUGAAGAAUGUAAUAUGCUUGCUGUUAUAUUGACUAACACGUAAAUUGCUUGUUGCAGUUUUCAUUAGUGAAAAAGUGUAAAUAAUAUCUGUACUUGAAGUAUUUUUGUUUUGUUUUGUUUUUUAUUCUGAAGGUUAGCCCUGAUAUGGGCUGUUUUCUGAGCUGUGCGCUGUGGAAACCCCUUUUACAGUGCAUCAUAACAGCCAGACAUUAAUGUGGAAGAAGAAUGAAAUCUUUUUAUAUUUGUACAGGAUUGUCAAAGUAAGUGCUAAACCGAAAGCUCCAGAGCCUGAACAUCUGUAGCAGUACCAGGCUUACUGGUAUUGUCAUGUUAAACCAUUUGAAUGCAAACUACAAACAGCAAAAUAAGUCGUGAAAUCACAAGGAAUUAAGGUUUUUUUUUUAAUUUUUUUUUUUUUAUGUUUUUUACAAAAAAGUGCCUCUCAACUGGUUCUGGUGACAGGAAAGGUGCCAUUUCUUAAUUUUGUUGUUUGUUAAUAUGGAAUGUGUAUUGUGAAUGGAUGACUGAAUUUUAUCAGAAAAAAAAUAAGAAAAAUAAAUUUUUAUACAAAACGAUGCAAAAGCAGACCCUGCGCUUCCACUGCUUCAUCAGUCAUAGUCUUAAGUCAUUUUGUGCUUUGCCACUGGAUAUGUCUUUACCCUGGUUUACCCUAUUGAGGCAAUAACUUAAAUGUGUAUAUUUUUUGUGUAUGUUACCUUUGUUAAAAAGUCACAUAUUUUGUCCGAACUGACCAGUGUAGCCAGCAUGUGAUUCCUCGGAAGAGUAUGCAUGACGUCAUACUUAUGUGUGCAGAUUUCAUCUUACCUCUGAAUGCUCAUAUGUGUGACUCCCAACUGCAAAGAAAACAAAAACACUGGAAAUAAAUUAUCUUUGUCAGCGUC